CGGCUCUUUCUUUGCUGAGCGCGUCGUCGGUGAAGAACAUAAAGGCUAUCCCGUCUCCCUCGCGCGCUACCUGUCACUCACUGCCACCAGCUUGGAAACACCUCCCUGCGACUACAAGGUUCCCGACAAGCGCGUACAAACGCUUCAUCUUUUCUUGCCCAGGAUAUCAACACGGCGAGCUCGCGCAAAGCUUCGCAACCACCAACACCCACGAUUUGAACGCGCCCAGUCCACACGACAUAAUCGCAAGAGAUGGCUCUUUUCGGUCAAGCGGCAGCUCCCGCUGCAAGCUCCACUACAGGCGACACCAGCAAAGACGUCGAGGUGCCCGCCGGCCAAGUACCCAGCGACAGCAUAUCUGACCUUCAAUUCUCGCCGACCAACGAUUUCCUUGCAGUGGGAAGCUGGGACAAGAAGGUCUACAUCUACGAGGUCAACGGCAACGGUGCGCAAGGAAAGUGGAUGUUCGAAUGCCCGGGUCAUGUUCUGGGUCUGGGAUGGUCAAAGGAUGGCACUCGUAUCGCAGCCGGCGACUCAACAGGCAUGCUCAACAUUGUCGACUUCCGCACCGCCCCUGCCAGCGGUACCGUCCCUGCGCAACAAGCCAAAGCCCACGAGAAUGGCAUCAAGUGCGUCCGCUGGUUCCAGACUGGAGGCCAGGACUACGUCGCUACUGGUUCUUGGGACAAGACCGUCAAGUUCUGGAACCUCCAAGGCGCUGAGCCAGUCGGUACACUGACGUGCCAGGAGCGUGUCUACAGCAUGGACGUCAAAGAUCAACUGCUAGUCAUCGCGACCGCUGAGCGCCAUAUCCACAUGGUGAACCUCUCAAACCCCACAACUAUCUACAAGACCAUCACCAGCCCUCUCAAGUGGCAGACAAGGGUUGUGAGCUGUUUCUCGGAUGCGACUGGUUUUGCCGUCGGCUCCAUCGAAGGACGAUGCGCUAUUCAAUAUGUCGAAGAAAAGGAUACCAGCCUCAACUUUUCAUUCAAGUGCCAUCGCCAACAAGACCCCGCCAACCGCGACAUCGCCAAGGUCCACUCAGUAAACGCCAUAUCCUUCCACCCACAACACGGCACCUUCUCCACUGCAGGUUCCGACGGAACUUUCCACUUUUGGGACAAGGACGCCAAGCACCGCCUCAAGGGCUACCCCGAGGUCGGCGGCAGCAUUGUCGCAACAGGCUUCAGCAAGGACGGCAACAUUUUCGCUUACGCCGUCAGUUACGAUUGGAGCAAGGGUUUCGGUGGCAACACACAAAACUACCCUAUCAAGAUCAAGCUUCACCCCAUUCUAGGGGACGAGUGCAAGCCGAGGCCGGGAAGCAAGAAGAGGUAAUCCCUAAUACAUUAGGGAUUAUUCUCUUUCUUCUUCGUGUCCGCUUUUCGCCGACAAUGAUGUCUGAAAGCUCGACCGCAGCGAUAGCAGGGCCUUCAUCUUCGGCGCUGUGGAGCGCACCAGUGGGAAGCACAUGACGCAAAAGAAGCAGCAAUGUGCUUGACGAAUUUGUGGCGCCUUCUGUAUACACCCCCUAUGCCCCACACUCAUAACGCUACUCUCAGUUGGACGAUAUUAUGGUGUUUGUUGUUUCUUGGUUUCCUGCAUUAGCGUUCAAGGGGACUGGCGUAUUUGGAGAUAUAGUACCAUGGGCUGUCGAGGCCCCUCCGUAGGAUAGGCAGGAAAAUGUAAUCAAAUUACUGUACAUCUGGCUAUGGC
Alternaria alternata is the source of this 1719-nucleotide messenger RNA. Its product is annotated as Poly(A)+ RNA export protein. Lineage: Eukaryota; Fungi; Ascomycota; Dothideomycetes; Pleosporales; Pleosporaceae. Gene Ontology annotation, biological process: transcription-dependent tethering of RNA polymerase II gene DNA at nuclear periphery; RNA export from nucleus. Bases 253 to 1341 code for a protein of 362 amino acids. The transcript has 3 exons. The record is from RefSeq and is a predicted model, not a curated record. Gene Ontology annotation, molecular function: RNA binding; ubiquitin binding. Gene Ontology annotation, cellular component: nuclear pore.